Zalophus californianus (California sea lion) is the source of this 1164-nucleotide messenger RNA. Its product is annotated as carbonic anhydrase 15-like. Gene Ontology annotation, molecular function: carbonate dehydratase activity; zinc ion binding. Gene Ontology annotation, cellular component: plasma membrane. Lineage: Eukaryota; Metazoa; Chordata; Mammalia; Carnivora; Otariidae. The record is from RefSeq and is a predicted model, not a curated record.
CACCACCCACUCAGAGCCUCUCUGCAGGGGCCGGCCAGGGAGCCCACAAGACAGCCAUGCCCCUAGCCCGCCCCACUAACAAACAGCCUCCUCGCCUGCCCACUGUCCUCUGGCACUUUCCAGCCCUCUGGAGUCAGUGACUGCAGCAGCAUGGCCCCGGGCUUUGCACUCGCCUUCCUCACUGCGCCACUGGUGGUGUGCGGGGACACAGAGGGCACCUGGUACUACGACUCCCAGGACCCGAAGUGUGGCCCCACCCACUGGAUGGAGAUGGCCUUGGCUUGUGGGGGCCCAGCCCAGUCCCCCAUCAACAUUGACCUUCACCUAGCCCAGCGGGACCCCACCCUGGGACCUUUCAUCUUCCAAGGCUACAACUCAGCACCUCCAAGCCCAUGGACCCUGGAAAAUGAUGGCCAUACAGUGCUGCUCCGCAUGGACACUGGCCCGCAGAGCCGCCUGGGGAUUCGGGGCAACAGGCUGCCCCUGCCUGCCUACCACGCCCUGCAGCAGCAUUUCCACUGGGGGCCUGGGCGAGGAGGCUCCAAGCACAGCCAGGAUGGGCAGUGCCGCCCCAUGGAGAUGCACGUGCUCCACAUGAACACGAGGUACCUGAGCCUGGGGGAGGUGCUAAGUCACCCUGAUGGGCUGGCCUUGCUGACAGUGCUGUUGGUGCUGAGGGAGGGUCAUGUGACUCCCGGUAGCAACUUCUCCACCCUUGUAUCAGCCCUGAUGAACGCGUCCCAGUGUGGGAUCUUGGUGAAUCUGGCACCCACCUUCCCGCGGGCCUCGCUGCUGCAGGAUGCCUCCGGCCUCUCCUGCUACCAUCGCUACUCAGGGUCGCUGACCACGCCCAGCUGCCAGCCUGCGGAUGUCUGGAUGGUCUUACAGGACAGGGUACCCGUCUUGCACGCUCAGGUGGCCCAGUUCCAGACUGUGCCCCAGGCCGGGCUCUCGGGCUCGAGCCCCGCACCGCUCAAGGAGAAUUCACCACAGCAGCCUCUCCAGGGGCGCAGGGUGUUGGCCUCUCCCAGCACUAUCAUCAGUAAGGCAGCCUUGGCCCCCGCCCCAUCCCUAGCCAGUGUGCACGGGGCUCUGCUGGGCCUGGGGCUCCUUGUGGCUCUGGCAGAGCCCCUAGGAGCCAGAUUCGACCCCUUCCCACAAUAA